Molecule: messenger RNA, 905 nt
Organism: Tripterygium wilfordii
Lineage: Eukaryota; Viridiplantae; Streptophyta; Magnoliopsida; Celastrales; Celastraceae
Product: co-chaperone protein p23-2
Exons: 6
Coding region: 157-618 (153 amino acids)
Biological process (GO): chaperone-mediated protein complex assembly; protein folding
Cellular component (GO): nucleus; cytosol
Molecular function (GO): protein-folding chaperone binding; Hsp90 protein binding
Source: RefSeq, a predicted model, not a curated record
CCCGAGUCUGACACCACAGUCUGCUUGCUGGUUUGAAGAUUCAGUCGCAAACCCCUUCCGGUUAGUAAGAGCUGAUACGUUCUAUACGAGUAGGGUUUUCUGCUUCGUCUUCUUCGCUCAGCGAUCACCCAUUUGGCGUUCAAUCACCGUUCGAAAAUGAGCCGCCAUCCUGAAGUUCUUUGGGCUCAGCGCUCUGACAAGGUUUACCUGACUGUUGCUCUACCGGAUGCAAAAGAUGUAUCAGUUAAAUGUGAUCCUCAGGGUUUGUUUAGUUUCUCUGCUGUGGGGGUACAGGGCGAAUCCUUUCACUUCAGUUUGGAACUUUAUGGAAAAGUCAAACCUGAGGGUUGUAAGACUAAUGUUGGGUUAAGGAACAUAAUAUGCUCAAUCCAGAAAGAAGAGAAGGGUUGGUGGAAAAGACUGCUCAAGACAGAAGAGAAACCGGCACCUUAUAUCAAGGUUGACUGGAACAAAUGGUGCGAUGAAGAUGAUGAAGAGUCCAAUUCUGACUGGGCCGCUGAUGGAGAUGCUGCUGAGGACAUCAAUCAGGAGGAGGGAAGCAGUGAUGACGAAGGAAUGCUUUAUCUUCCUGAUUUGGAAAAGGCAAGAGGAAAGUAGUGACUAUUACUUACAAAUGGUAACGCAGAUAUAAAUCCUAGAUAGGUGAGAGACAAGGUUUCACUAGGCACUGCUCGGCUGCAGUCUGUAAGUAUUACAGUCCUUAAAAGUCUCGACUCUAAUGGUUGUAAGCAUGUACAUCUUUCGUCUCGAUUAGCUUUGCUGAAGAUGUUUCUUAGUGUUUCCAGGCAUUCAUUUUGCUUGUUUACCACUAUUAUGAUAUUACAUAUUACAAUCCGAUUAGAGGAUAUCUCAAUCGGGGAAGAAAACGGGGAAAUCCCAUAUGA